Argentina anserina (silverweed cinquefoil) is the source of this 1548-nucleotide messenger RNA. Its product is annotated as presenilin-like protein At1g08700. The record is from RefSeq and is a predicted model, not a curated record. Gene Ontology annotation, biological process: protein processing. The transcript has a single exon. Gene Ontology annotation, molecular function: aspartic endopeptidase activity, intramembrane cleaving. Gene Ontology annotation, cellular component: nucleus; plasma membrane. Bases 53 to 1330 code for a protein of 425 amino acids. NCBI's taxonomy places the organism in Eukaryota, Viridiplantae, Streptophyta, Magnoliopsida, Rosales, Rosaceae.
GACUGGACGAUUUUGGGAAUCCAGGAGGCGGCGGCGGAAGAGAAGAGCAAGAAUGGAGUCGAGCAUCCUGGAGUCGAUGGGCGCUGAAAUCAUCGGCGUAAUGUCCCCAGUCUCAAUCUGCAUGUUCCUCGUUGUUCUCCUCGUCUACGCCCUCUCCCCCUCCGACCCUUCUUCUUCCUCCUCCUCAUCCAUCCGCACCGCCGCGAAUCUCGUCUACCUCGAGAGCCCCACCGACUCCACCUCCCAGAAGCUCGAAGGCGCUCUCCUCAACGCCCUCGUCUUCGUCGUCCUCAUCGCCGUCGUCACCUUCCUCCUCGUCCUCCUCUACUACUACAACUUCACCAACUUCCUCAAGAACUACAUGCGCUUCUCCGCCUUCUUCGUCCUCGCCACCAUGGGCGGCUCCAUCUUCCUCUCCCUCAUCCAGCACUUCUCCAUCCCCAUCGACUCCCUCACCUGCUUCCUCCUCCUCUUCAAUUUCACCCUCCUCGGCGUCUUGUCCAUGUUCGCCGCCGGCAUGCCCAUUCUCCUCCGCCAGGCUUAUAUGGUCUCCCUGGGCAUCAUCGUCGCCGCUUGGUUCACCAAGUUGCCCGAAUGGACCACCUGGGUUCUCCUCGUCGCGCUUGCCCUCUAUGAUCUGGUCGCUGUUCUCGCCCCCGGCGGCCCUCUUAAGCUCCUUGUCGAGCUCGCCUCUAGCCGCGACGAGGAGCUCCCCGCCUUGGUUUACGAGGCCCGCCCUACCGCGCCGCGAAACGGAUCCCCCCUGGCGUUUCUGGUCGCCGGCGUCUCCGAUUCUGGCUCCGUUGAGCUUCAGGCCGUCUCGAGGGACAAUGACACUGUGGUUGAUGUUGAUGGUGAGAGGCUGCUGUUGGUGGAUAGGCACUCUUCCAGCGGUGAUUCUUUGUCGGGGGAGUUAUUCUCUGUCAAUGCUGUGUCGGAUAGAGCGAGGCGGUUUGGGUCUGAAAUCGUGGGCGAUGAGGAGGAGAGGUCUCCUCUUGUUCAAAUGCCUGGCUCGGGGAAUGAGAGAGAGCAGUUGAGAAGGGAUGCUACUGAGAUGUUCAGUAGAGGUAUUAAACUCGGCCUUGGUGAUUUCAUUUUCUACAGUGUUCUUGUGGGCAGAGCUGCAAUGUUUGACCUUAUGACUGUUUAUGCCUGUUAUCUCGCCAUUAUUUCGGGACUUGGAUGCACACUUAUCUUGUUGUCAGUGUGCAAUCGUGCUUUGCCUGCACUGCCUAUAUCUAUUGCGUUGGGUGUUAUCUUUUACUUCUUGACUCGGCUGUUAUUGGAGCCCUUUGUUGUUGGGACAGCCACAAAUUUACUGAUGUUUUAACCAUCCAUUUCUUUUUGCUAAGGGGUACAUUAUGCAAUUUAUGCUAAGACAAAAGCUGGUGAUUUUGUAGGCAUGAGAUCUAUAUACAUAGUACAAUGUUUAUUCCUUGAACUCUUUCUGCUUAUGUAAUUGCAUGUGGUUUAACCUGUUUUGUGUAGUGGAUUCACUCUUAGCAAUGAAGUGAAAUGGAGUUCGACACUGACUGACCUUUCAUGACU